This is a messenger RNA of Arachis stenosperma, 1179 nucleotides long. RefSeq lists its product as uncharacterized. The record is from RefSeq and is a predicted model, not a curated record. Lineage: Eukaryota; Viridiplantae; Streptophyta; Magnoliopsida; Fabales; Fabaceae. The coding region runs from base 1 to 1179 and encodes 392 amino acids. The transcript is spliced from 3 exons.
AUGGAUGGACACUUAGAACUUAGCAAGGAGGAUGAAGACCAAUUUGUUGGUGAAGAAGUGGAAAAAGAAGAACAAAAGGUCCCUGUGUCAAGUGAAAGUGCAAUGAAGGAUGAGGAACAUGAGCCAAGGAUUCCAUGUCCACAGAGGCUAAUUGAAGAAAGCAGAGAAGUUCCAAAUUCUGAAGGUCAAGACAAACAGACUAUCAGAAGGUUGAGAAGAGAAGUCAGAGGGAAGAAUACUAUAGGAGAAGAAGUCUCUACAGAAGAAGAACAUCAUGACAUGAAGCCCCCACUCAUUACACUAAUCAAGAACAAUUGUUCCUAUGGCAGAAAUCCAUUGGAGGAUCCUAAACAGCACAUAUCCACUUUUCUGAAGUCUUGUGGUGCUAUCAAACCCGAUGGUAUAGAUCAUGACACCUAUAAGCUCUUGUUAUUCCCCUUCUCACUAAGGGGUGAAGCUGCACAAUGGCUUGAAACCUUUCCCCAAAGAAGUAUCACUAGUUGGGAUGAUUUGGUUACCAAGUUUCUGGCCAAAUUCUCCUCAUCCCAACAGAUCAUCAAGCUGAAAGAGGGGGUACAUCCAUUCACACAAGGAGAAGAAGAACCACUCUUCAAGGCAUGGGAAAGAUACAAGAAGGCAAAUGACAAAAGAAUCUCGGACUUGGAAACGAUGAUAAAGAAACUCAUGGAAGUUCAAGUCCAUGAGACCAAAAACCAUAUGGAUGCAUAUAAGAAGCUUGAAGAACACAUACUGCUAUUGGCUCAUCAUUUUUCAAAAACAACCAAGAAGGGGGAAAUCCCUUUCAACAUCACUGAAAACAGACCAAAUAACAACGAAAAUGCUACAAAAAGGGAAGAAUGGAAAAAGAUCAUAGAGGAAAGUAAGAAAAUCUUGGACAAAGAAAGUACCAGCCAAGAAAAACACAACAAGGAAGUCCUACAAGGAGAGACAGAGGAUAGAAUUAGAGAAGAUCAGAAAAUCCCUACUAAGAAAUUUUCACUAGGGGAUAAAGUACUGCUAAACAUUCAAACCAUGAAGGUGUCCCCACAGCUGUCUGAUCACUAUAUUGUGACUAAGAUCCUUCCACGGAAAUUCAUAGAGGUUAUCAAAGAGAACACUGGAAGGAAGUUCACGGUAAAGAAAGACAAGCUAAGGCACUAUGCUCUUCAAUUUCCAUGA